Messenger RNA from Hyla sarda, 2045 nucleotides. RefSeq names its product olfactory receptor 5G3-like. The transcript has 2 exons. Gene Ontology annotation, cellular component: membrane. Bases 850 to 1509 code for a protein of 219 amino acids. NCBI's taxonomy places the organism in Eukaryota, Metazoa, Chordata, Amphibia, Anura, Hylidae. Gene Ontology annotation, molecular function: olfactory receptor activity; G protein-coupled receptor activity. Gene Ontology annotation, biological process: G protein-coupled receptor signaling pathway. The record is from RefSeq and is a predicted model, not a curated record.
UUUCCUCUGCACAGGUUUUGAUAAAUCUCCCCCUUUGUACUUUAUAUUAGUGGUUAAUAUUGGUGACAUUGUUGAUUUUUUUGUAAACAACUCCAAAAUGUCUUUUUCCUUUUCCUAUGUCACACUGGCAGCAGCAAUGUCCCGCCUUCCUCCUGGUGUCCAACCCCAAUGUGUCAUAUGGGGAGAAGUUGAUCAGUUGCCCCUAGCAACCAAUCAGAUAGCUUCUUUUAUUUUUCAGAUGCCCAUUUAAAAAUGAAAGAAGCGAUCUAAUUGGUUGUUAUGGGCAACAGGCCAACUUAUUCUCUGCACAGGUAUUGAUAAAUCUCCCCAUAUAGUUCUGCUCAGGAAGAGGAUUGCACCAGGGACUGGACCAGGACACUGGAAGUGCUGGAGGUUAUCAAGUGUGAUGGGAUCCUUGUUCCAGAAGCUUCCUGAUCAGUAGAAGAGAGACAAUACAGGAGCCUGUGUUCUGAGAGAUAUUGAUGGGGCUAACUAUUGAGGGUCUUGGGCUCAGAUCUCUGCUACUGUUGCACUGAUGGGCAAACCAACGAGGCUCAUUUGAUUGCUCUAAGAAACAUUGGGGCCAACAAAAAAACCAAUGCGCAAAAUAACUUCCCCAACAAUUUGCUAAGCAUUGCUUCUAUCGUCUUUCACUUCAAAAGGAAAAACCUUAAGUCAUAGGUGGUUGGUAGAUCAUUCAUCUCAGAUGCAACAAAAAGUAAACUGUGUACCAGAAACAUUUACGUCAUGUUAUGUUUCAUGUUAUGUCAUAUUAUGUUCUAUUAUACCAUGUUACAAUACAUGUAGACAUGCGGCAUACUUUGCCUAAUUUUCAGAAUCUCCGACAAAAUGAAAAUGAAUCAAACAACAGAAUUUAUUCUUUUAGGGUUUUCAGGAAUAAUUGAUCAUCAGUUUUCCCUUUUUCCCAUCUUUCUAUGUAUAUAUAUGAUCACAGUGAGCGGGAACCUGUGUAUAAUCAUUACCUAUAAGCUCAGUCCGAGCCUCCACACUCCAAUGUAUUUUUUUCUUGCUAACUUUUCUCUCUUGGAAAUAAUGUAUGUUUCCUCUACUGUUCCUAAGAUGUUGUCCAGUUUAUUGACAAAAUGUAAAGUCAUCUCCUUCUCUGGCUGUGCUGUACAGAUGUAUUGUGUCUUGCUGUUUGGUGGAACAGAAUGCUAUAUGCUGGCAGCCAUGGCUUAUGACCGGUAUAACGCCAUAUGUCACCCUCUGAUGUAUACUCAGAUUAUGAGGGAAAUAGUCUGUAUCCAGCAUAUAGUGGGCUCCUAUGUCAUUGGUGCAGUUAAUGCUCUCAUACACACAGUUUUCACAUUUUCUUUACCGUUCUGUGGAUCCAAUGAGAUAGAUCAUUUCUUUUGUGAUGUUCCACCGGUACUGGAAAUCUCCUGCCAGGACAUUUGGGUCAAUGUACUUGUGAUAUUUGUAAUAAGCGGCUGUGUUAUUAUUGGUUCAUUUGUACUAACUACUCUUUCCUAUAUUGAGAUCAUUUAAAAAAAUUUUAAAUUGCGUUCUGCAUCGGGCAAGAAGAAAACAUUUGCAACCUGCUCUUCUCACUUAAUAGUUGUUGCUAUAUUUUAUGGUUCAGCUAUUUUUAUGUAUUUUAGGCCCAAGUCAAGCUAUAGAGUUGGACAAAAUAGUGUGAUCUCUUUAAUGUACACGGUAAUUGCUCCACUCUUAAACCCUUUUAUAUACAGUCUAAGAAACAAAGAGGUCAAGUCAAAUAUCAAAAAUAUAUUUUUACGGCUGAUACAAUUUUGAUUAAUAUACUAGAUAAUGCUGUGCACUUUUCGGUAAAAAGACCCUUAUGUUAUCUUUAUUUUGUAGUUCCAUACAAUUACAAUGAUCUCCAAUUUAUAUAGGUUUUGCUUGAUUUUUUGUUAAAAUAUGAGUAUACUUAAAAUUGCCCUCUUCUCAUAACACUUUUAUUUUCCGUUAUACGGGGCUGUAUGAGGAUUAGUUUUUAUAGGUACCAUUUUUGUUUUGACUGCACUUUUUAAUCACUUUUUAUUAAAAAAAAUUCUGGUAUA